AAAGAUUUCUGGACAGUUCGGGCCAGUCGGGCAAAUGAAAAGUGUCGGCAAUAAACAAAACAAUGUCAUGCGGUAUUGGAAAUAGUGUUUUUGAACUCAAAUCACUUAAGCAACACACCCCAUGGAAUGGAAUACCUCAUCAUAAGCACACCCAUUUCCGGUGCGAGUCAGCUGUAGAAAUGGAACAUAGUUAUUCUCGUGACUGGCGACCUGCAGAAAACAGUAAAGUCAUGUCAACGAGAACUAUUAUGGUCAACAGGGCCCCACAGUGCCCCUCAUGCCACUUUCACACCAACGAUGAGGGAAUUGAUGUAGAUGAACAGCACAAAUCCUCUGCACUGCCAUACGAUGAGGAUGAGGCCAUGAAGGCAAUGGAGUACACCACACAGAUAGCGUAUUGUGUGAAAAAUACCAAUUCGGAUGAGGAUGAUUGGGAGGAGGCUGUAAAUAAGUUAGGUUGGUCCAUUGUGCAACAGAAUCUCUUUGCCAAAGUGGCUAAUAUCCUGGAUCUGGACAGAUUGGCUCGUUUGGCACGAAAGAGCCGUGAGCAUGAGUCAGUGUUCAGACGAGCCGAUAUUGACAAGAGUUGCCAGCGCAUGAGGCAGGCUCUGGCAGCUGUUAAUUGGGAUAUUCGGCUGACACAGUGGCUCCAUGGGGUUCUCAUUGAACACCUACCGCCCAGCUAUAUGAGUCUCUAUCUGGACAUCCUGCAGACAUUGAAGGCCAAGUUGCCUGCAUUGAUUGACAAAAUGAUUUUUGGACGAACACCACCUGGGGCUCAGGAUAUCAUGGGGCCGGUGAUGAAGGAACCAUGGGAGCCAAAGAUUAAUCACAAAAAUAGAAAAUUACCCAAUCAACCUAUAAUUAUUAUCCUGCCAAAUGGACCAUCUGUUAGUCCGGCCAGCAAUAGGAUGCAAAAGUGGUUUGCCCUCUUUGCCACAAUGGGCUCCGUUGUACCGAUUGCCAUUCAUGCGGGCGGUGUGGCUAUUCAGAAGCAGGGUAUGCAGACAGUUGUUGAGCAAUUGGUAACGGUGUCUAGGGCAAAAAUUCAGGAUAUUCGGGCUGAGUCACCGGGAAGACCAAUAAUCCUGGUGGGAUUCAAUUCAGGAGCUGCUCUGGCACUACAAAUUGGUGUUCUGGAGCCAGCUAGUUCAAUUGUUUGUAUGGGAUUUGCCUAUAAUACGAUGCAGGGUAUCCGUGGAUGUCCGGAUGAUCAGAUUCAGGAGAUAACAACACCGAUACUCUUUGUUAUUGGGCAGAAUUCAGCUAGGACGAGUCAGGAGGAGAUUGAGUGUUUGCGGGAGAAUAUGAUUGCGCAGACGAGUGUGGUGAUUGUGGGAUCGGCUGAUGAUGCUCUCAGGGUGAAUACGAAGAAGAGGCGUAUUGAGAAGGUGACACAGGCCAUGGUGGACAAUAUGGUGAUGGAUGAAGUGGCAGAAUUUGCAACAUCGUGCCUGGUGAAUCCACCAGGACCGAGACAAAUGCCUGGAGGAGGUCUCAAUCAAUCAACAGUUGUCACGUCAAAUGGUAUGCCUGGGAAUCCCUUGGUGGUGCGCAAGAGAAAAAUAACGGGUGAUUCGGAAAGUGGUUGUGAUGAUAAACCAUCUCCAGUGAAGACACCGAGACCCGUUGGAAGGCCAAGGCUCAAUAAUAAACCAAUCCCCGGGCGAUUGCCCAAGAAGCCAAUUGUUGGAAGUGGAAUUACUCAGCCAUCGAGUGAAGCACUAGAUAUAGCCAUUCAGAGUAUCUUGCCGACAGAUAGCAAUGAGAUGACAUCCCUGGAGCCAGUGGUAUCCACCAGUGAAGUCAAAAAAUCUCCCAUUAUGACGUCAUAUGAGAUUGUUCAGGGGAAGAUAACGCAGAAGGUGGAGUAUAAACCGUUGAUAUCGAGUGGAGCUGUGAGUUCUCUGGUGUCGGCUAGAUCACCAAAUUCAACGACGGUGUCCGGAGUUGGAGGGACUCCAAUUGUUUUGCCCAUAAUUCAGAGGCCAAAGGUGAAGAUGGUACCACCAAAUCAAUUUGUUCAGCUAAAACCAGGGAAUAUGGAGAGUUUGGGUGGAUCAUCGCAAGUUUAUACGAUUAAGAGUGGCACGACAAUUUCAACACCCACCAAAACACCACAAUUGUACACAAUUAAAACAUCAUCGGGGAACAAGGUAAUCUCCAUGAAGAAGCAAUCCCCACAAACACCACAUUUAGUCACAGUGUCUCCCAGUGGAUUUACCAAUAAAUACACCAUCAUGAAGUCCACAAAGGCCGUUCCGACGUCAUCGUCAGAUGGAGCAGGAGAUAAGCCAGAUCUAACUGGUACCAAUAUCUUUGACAUCCCCAUUGUUUUUGCUGACAAUGAGGGCAAUAUCCAUGAAUCUGAGGCAUCAACAGAGGAUGCAGAUACGUCGAGUGAGAGCACAGUAAUGGCUAUGAGUCCACACAAAGAGCCAGAAACGUCAUUAGCAAAUGCCAGUAGGAUUUAUAAUUUAAUUCCGGCAAGCAAAGCAGCAGCCGGAAGUGGUGGGAAACAAGUUGUGUUCAUAAAUCGUAGCAAUGCAACUACUCUCAAACCCAAUAUAAUAUCCAAAUCAGUUCCACCGCUCAAAUAUACCAAAGUCAUGGUAUCAUCGGCAACUGGACAAUCUGGACUAAGGCAGCAUUUGGAAUCGGGUACAUCGGUGGUCACUAGCCAUUUGCCCAUUAUGACCAAUAAGAUGGUAAAGGUAAAGGCUAGUGAGAUUGAACGGGGUAAUGUUAUUUCAUCACGUCCCAUUCCGACUACCAAGCUUCAGCCUAUUAUUAUCAAUGUGGAAGCCGAUAAGGCGUCUGGAAGAGCAAUUUCAAGUGGUGAUGGAAUAUCAAAGAUUCCACAUACAAUUUAUCUGAAGCCCAACAGUGGGACAAUUAGGCAGAUUCCGGGAAUUCUCAAUAAGAAUCUGACGGUGAAGAAGCUGGUUAAUAUUGUGCAGCAGAACAAGAAUCAACCGGAUGGAGGGACUGAGUAAUUUUUCCAAGCUUUGAGAGAUCAUCACGACCUCAAGCUUUUUCUUGUUGUGAAGAAACAAAAAAAAAAACAAUAAACAGAGUUAUUUCACCAGAA
Molecule: messenger RNA, 3091 nt
Organism: Phlebotomus papatasi
Lineage: Eukaryota; Metazoa; Arthropoda; Insecta; Diptera; Psychodidae
Gene: Rcd1
Product: KAT8 regulatory NSL complex subunit 3
Exons: 3
Coding region: 63-2996 (977 amino acids)
Biological process (GO): positive regulation of transcription by RNA polymerase II
Cellular component (GO): NSL complex
Source: RefSeq, a predicted model, not a curated record